CAUCACCAAUCGAAAUGUGGGGCCAACCCCCAGACGCUGACGACGUCCCAUCUAGACCUCCAAACGAAGGCGCUCCGCGGGCCGCGCGCAGUGGCAGCGGCCCCAGGGACAGGAAAUCGAGCUAAAUAUUAGCAUCAGUGCUACAGCCACAUGUGGCGCCUCUACGGCGUCCCUCCCCGAGGCUGCGUGCAUUUCAUCUCUCCAGAAUGCCAAAACUCCGUCCAUGUGAUAGCCCGUUUACAUGGAUACCUGCCUACGCAACCCGUCUCUGGUUCUCAGAAAGGCACAUGAGCAACACAUGCCUUCCUACGCCUGAUCAGGGAACAACAGAACAGAUGAGCGCGUGAACGUAGCAAACAGGGCUCCAUCCAUCCAAAAUUUUCUGUCCAUACACGAGGCUGUCGGGCGAGCUCUUUGUUGUCCAAUCAUGGAACCUGGCAGCGCUGCGAGACGAGACGACGCCAGCUCUCCUUGACUGCCUCCUUGCACAGAAACCUCGGCCACCUCGGCAGCACCCCCUUGCACGCUGCCGUCUUCCGCCAGUAGCUGCUGCCGCCGCCGCCGCGACGUCGCCUGCCAGAAUUUCCUUUAGCCGCCCAUCCUCCGUCCACCACAACAAUCAUGGCGUCUCCUCCGCCCAUAGUCCUCGACGGCGGCACCGGCUUCCUCAAGGUCGGCUAUGCGGCGCAGAACUUCCCCGAGCACCAGUUCCCCUCCAUCGUGGGGCGCCCGAUCCUGCGGACCGAGGAGAAGGGCGACGGCAUCGACGGGCUGCAGAUAAAGGACAUCAUGUGCGGCGACGACGCCUCGGCCGCCCGCAGCAUGCUGCAGAUCUCGUACCCCAUGGAGAACGGCAUCGUCAAGAAGUGGGACGACAUGCAGCACCUCUGGGACUAUACCUUUUUCGAGAAGAUGAAGGUCGAUCCACAGGGCCGGAAGAUCCUCCUCACCGAGCCGCCCAUGAACCCGCUCAAGAACCGCGAGCAAAUGUGUGAGGUCAUGUUUGACCGCUACGGCUUUGGCGGUGUUUAUGUUGCCAUCCAGGCGGUUCUAGCUCUGUAUGCUCAGGGUCUUUCUUCCGGCGUGGUCGUCGACUCCGGCGAUGGAGUCACCCACAUUGUCCCCGUGUACGAGUCUGUCGUGCUCAACCACCUCACACGAAGACUGGACGUGGCGGGCCGCGACGUCACGCGCAACCUGAUCGCCCUCCUCCUGCGACGUGGCUACGCCCUCAACCGGACGGCCGACUUUGAGACGGUACGGCAGAUCAAGGAGAAGCUGUGCUACGUCUCGUACGACCUCGAGCUAGACAAGCGCCUAUCCGAAGAGACGACAGUGCUGGUCGAGAGCUACACGCUGCCCGACGGCCGCGUAAUUCGCGUCGGCUCGGAGCGCUUCGAGGCCCCCGAGUGCCUGUUCCAGCCCCACCUGGUCGACUGCGAGCAGAAGGGCAUGGCCGAGUUCCUUUUCGACACCAUUCAGGCCGCCGACGUGGACGUGCGCUCGUCCCUCUACAAGGCCAUUGUGCUCUCGGGCGGCAGCUCUAUGUACCCCGGUCUGCCGUCUCGGCUGGAGAAGGAGAUCAAGCAGCUGUGGCUGACCAAGGUCCUGGGCGGGAACCCGGAAAGGCUCAACAAAUUCAAGGUUAGGAUAGAAGACCCGCCGCGGCGCAGGCACAUGGUCUUCCUGGGUGGUGCUGUCCUGGCAAACAUCAUGGCCGACAAGGAGAGCAUGUGGAUCACCAAGCAGGAGUGGGAGGAGCAGGGGCCGCGGGUGCUUGAGAAGCUGGGGCCUAGGAACUGAGUUUGAGAGUGGGACACGGCUGUCGGUCUUGUUCCUUGCCAACCGCUUUUGUUCAUCUUUGGUCGGUCAGCGCCGUCACUCUUGUCAGUUUGGGCGUUAUGCAAUGGAAGAACUUGCCGUUUGGCGUCAACAAAGGAAAAUGUAGCACGUGGAAUCUGAGUCGACUGUUCUCACAAGCCAAAGUUCAGGAUAGGACAGAGCGGUGAUGAAACCAUACGGGCCAGCCCAGGAAAUAACGGCAGACAACUAACAUGCCACUGGAUUUUCCAUGAGCCGUGGGGACCUGUUGGCGGAACUUGGAUGUAGCGGGCUGGGUAUCGCCAAGAUGGACGUCUAGCCAUGGAGUUGCGUGUUCCCGCGAGUGGUUGUGGCACUGCCAGACGAGCAAUGGGACAUCACAACAAACGAUACACCUUCUUUGCAGAAUUCUGCUCCGCGGCCGCCAAAACAGAGGUCUCCCUCGAAGUCAUCCGUAAGUGAGCGCCUUGUGGGAAGGAGGAGUGCCAGCUAGCUCAAUGAUAACAGCGGAGUGAAGCACUGUCCAAAAAAGAUGGGCUACGGGAGACAGUUGCAUAGCCCGCGUGCACCGUGUGUUCACAAGGCCUACCAUCGGUCUAGAUCUGGCGGCUGCCGCUCCGCGUACUGAAAAGGAAGAGGCAGGCAGACGGGCGGAUUUCGGCGAGCCUGUGCCAUCUCUAGGAGGUCCGGAUCGGUGUAAGUGCUUUGGUAGGGCACGGCAUUUGCGUCGGAGGCAGUCCGAGGAUGAUGAGCAUGUUUUGACAGUCAGUACGUACGGAUAUCGGCGCUCCGCCGCAUGAUCUCGAUGUCGCAGGGAAGCUGCCAGAUACAGUUCACCGACAAGGAAGGGAGUUGGCAAAAUUUUGUUCGUACUGUAGGAAUGCCCCAUUCAGCCUAGGCACCAUUCCAUAUCCUUGGGCAGAACAUCCAUCAAUACGGGCAGAGGGACGACUGGUUAUGGUAGGGAGACGGGGCGGAAUGGAACCGUCUUCAUUCAGAACUUGUUACCGAGGGGGUUUGCCCAUGUGUCCGUAUCACCUUCAUCACCCCAUAUAAGUUCCUAUAUCCCACGUCGCUCUCUCUGUCUUGUGCUAUUUUUUUGUUCACAACAUCUUGUUCUCGACAUUCCCUCAUGUCCACGCUUGAAGUCCUGGGCAAGGAAUUUCUCGAAAGCGUACUAUACUAUUCCAUAGCAUCUAAUAGGAGCACGAAACGAGCUCAUUCCGUUCCGCUAACUAUUACAACUUGGUCUGGGACCUUGGCGACCGGAAAUGGGCGGCCGG
Molecule: messenger RNA, 3104 nt
Organism: Gaeumannomyces tritici R3-111a-1
Lineage: Eukaryota; Fungi; Ascomycota; Sordariomycetes; Magnaporthales; Magnaporthaceae
Product: actin-like protein 2
Exons: 4
Coding region: 622-1803 (393 amino acids)
Biological process (GO): Arp2/3 complex-mediated actin nucleation
Cellular component (GO): Arp2/3 protein complex; actin cortical patch
Molecular function (GO): actin filament binding
Source: RefSeq, a predicted model, not a curated record